AUGCUACUCGAAUCAACCGAUCAUAAUAGAAGUGAAGUGCUAAAGGAACUUCUUGCCGCCACCUGCAACUCGUCCACAGCCCAAACUACUGCGACCAUCCAAGCAACAAGGCCAAAGUACGAAGAUAUCUGCGAUGUGAAGUGUGGAGGUAAAUCUCACAAGGUUGUCAUCUCAGAGAUAUCAGCGUUCCACACACUUUGGGAGACUCCAACUCACCUCCGCAAAGUUGAACGUGCGAACUACGUCAACAUGUUAAACUUCCCCGACUUAGAGCAUUUAAUUGACGUAACAAUCGGCCAUUGGAAAACGGUAAUUCUGGCCAUGAUCGCAAUUGCAAUAUUCAUCGCCGCAAUCGUCCUUACUGUUCCGAAACUCACAGUGCGAGCACUCUCCUAA
Messenger RNA from Haemonchus placei, 396 nucleotides. Lineage: Eukaryota; Metazoa; Nematoda; Chromadorea; Rhabditida; Trichostrongylidae. The record is from the annotation of a GenBank genome assembly.